AUGAACUCGGAAUUCGCUCGCUGGGAUGGUAGCAAACACCAGUACGACAGUCAAUGGGGCGCGUCUCGCCCCGAGGCACCUCCAGCGCCGUGUGCCCUACCGUAUGCCUUCGCCGAGCCUUUCCCACAACUCACGAACGGUUUCCAGCAACUGCAGGUUGGGAAGCAUUCGAGAACACGAACAACACCCGUAGUUACUCGCACACACAUAACUAGACAUGGCUCGGAGCCAAACCCCAUGCGACCGUUGUCUAGUGGAGGAGAAGCCCACAUGGCCCCUUACCAGAGCCUCUCUCCGCCUCAUCGUUCCGCAUCGUAUUCAAAACCGUCCCCUCUCGAGGACUUGCGCAAGUCAAGACGAUGGCCGCCAAAGGGAUACAGGUCGGAGGAUGCAAUGGAGCCUGAACAGGCGGAGGAGCUGAUAUGUGCUGGAGCGUCAUCGUUCAAGGGAUACUGCGAUGCGAUAGCGAACGCACCAGCGGGCUACGAUCGCUUCUAUGCCGUUAUGGAGGCUGAACAUCAGAGCCGAACAGAUCGUGCAACCUUUCAACAAGAGGCAUACCGAGACAUUUCGCUCAACAUGACGGGUGCAUCUGACAGCCAGUUUCCAUGGCUUGCUCAUGAGUAUCCUUGCAUGGCGUACGCGUUCGGGAAGAGUGCAGGGACCACAACACUGAACUAUUGGGUCAGCAAGUGCGGAAGCAGUAACCCUCCUAUGCAAUUCGCCAGCGAGGUAAAGCCGCGGAAGAUAAAGCUCCUACAAAUUUUGGACCGGUUGCAGAACCUAGAGAGUGGCCUAAAUGAAGAUGAUCCCGAGGAAUUGUACCGCUACCUGUACGGCACGCUCAUCGAAGAUUCGGAGCAGUUUGACGAGGAACGCCGUCACGUUCGGACUGAUCAGCAGAUCACAGAUCUCAUCACAGUGCUAAGCAACCCUAAAUGGAUAGAUUUCUCACACCCAAAGAAUCAGGUUGUAGCAAAGUUCUUUGACAGCCCGGAUCAGCGCAAGAAACAGGAGUUUUUUCACCAGCUGCUGCUCUCGGUCGAACUUUACCUUCGGAUACACUCUAAGCACCAUUCAGAGAAAUCUAAGCGAAAGCUCAUUCUGCAGCUUCCCGCCAUCAUUACCUGGGACCUGGCAGUGGCCCAACGGUGGCUCGAGAAUAUGGAAAUUUCCAAAACGCGGAUAUCAAACACCCAGAGCACCUUCAGCUUUGAUCUGAGGAGCAAAAGUAGACAAAUCGAAGCAUUGAGAAAAUUUGCGGCGACACUAAAGUGGCCAAACAUGGAUGAAGUCGAGUAUGUCCUGGACGAACAGGACUUGGACGAGAGAGCACUUGAGGACCGGUCCGCAGAUGCCAUGUCCUGGUUUUCAGGCAUCAUCCUGCCUGGUCGGACACUGCCUUGGCUCAUUAUGAACAGCUUGAUAGACUGUGAUAGGGAUACUGGCGACGCUCUCAAGUAUCUGACCCAUAUGCACCCAGCGUCCGGCUUUCAGUAUCGAGCAAAUACGUACUGGUCAUCGCAAUCUAUCGUUGGCAAGGUACUAGGCGCCGCACGAGGGGUCAAACAGAUUGCAGGUUGGAUUGGACCAUGCAUAUACACCCCGGACCUCAAACGCACUGAGUGUGUGAAGGUUAGACAACAAGAGUCACCGGAUCCUAUGUUGUUCUCGGUUGACGUAGAAUCCAUGGAUCAACGCACCAAUCCCUUGGGCGCGCCGGACGACAGCUACCCCGUAGACGACUACAUAGUUCCUAUGCCGGACACGGAAGACGUAACAGAUCUAAUACGAAUGGAGAAGCUUCGCUUUAUGCCUGUCAAAGAGCGGCCUGAAGGGACGAGGCACGCUGUCGGUCCUCCGAUGGUCUUUGACGCCGCCAUCUCAUUCGCAUGUGGCGGGGAGAGCUGGCCAAUGAAGCUACGAUAUAAUGUUGACUUCAUCAACGCUUUUCCCUGCCACCAAGGCCCUCACGUGCUAUUCUACGAUUUCAGCUUCAAAGCCAUAAAGAUUGACGAAGGCCUCGUCGACAUUCAAGACUGGGGCAAUCAGUCCGGUCGCAUACCCCGCCCCACAUCCUCUAAAUCAUCACCUGGCAAGAAAGCCUUGGCGCUCAUGAACGAAAAGCAGAAGAGUGCUCACGAACAAGUUACCAAUGUGCUCGUUAUAGAGGCUCUAGGCGUGAGCGAUAACGAAGUUUUUGCAAGAGCGUGGUGUGCUCAUCAUGGGCAUAGUGCUAUCGUGGCAAACAUCAAGGAGACGUGUAUGUCUUGCGCUAUUCGUGAGGCAUAUGCGGCAUGUGUGGCUGUCGUCAUACUUACGGAAGGGGGUGUGGUGAAGGAGAAUGACACUGAGGUUUACGGGUAUGCGUAA
Messenger RNA from Alternaria postmessia, 2373 nucleotides. RefSeq lists its product as uncharacterized. The record is from RefSeq and is a predicted model, not a curated record. The transcript is spliced from 3 exons. Bases 1 to 2373 code for a protein of 790 amino acids. Lineage: Eukaryota; Fungi; Ascomycota; Dothideomycetes; Pleosporales; Pleosporaceae.